This is a messenger RNA of Phascolarctos cinereus (koala), 1993 nucleotides long. RefSeq names its product Rab interacting lysosomal protein like 2 (gene RILPL2). Gene Ontology annotation, biological process: cilium assembly. NCBI's taxonomy places the organism in Eukaryota, Metazoa, Chordata, Mammalia, Diprotodontia, Phascolarctidae. Gene Ontology annotation, molecular function: protein dimerization activity; dynein light intermediate chain binding; carbohydrate binding. Gene Ontology annotation, cellular component: ciliary basal body; cytoplasm. The record is from RefSeq and is a predicted model, not a curated record.
AUUCUAAAGUCAGAGGAAGGAAGUUGUGUGUAAUUGACUUGGAGGAAGGGGCUGUCACAAGUAGUGUCUCCGGGAAGCCCAGGUCAGUAGGCCCGGAGAACUCGGCGCACCGACAACUGGACAGCCAUGGAAAAAAUGCCUUCUCCAGGGAAGGAGGAAGGAGAAGAAGGAGAGGAAGAGGAAGAAGAAGAGGAAGGGGCCGGUCCCGAAGGAGCCCUGGGGAAGAACCCAUUCCAGCUGACAGCUGAGGAUGUCUAUGAUAUCUCCUAUGUGGUGGGAAGGGACCUGAUGGCCAUCGCAGGGGACUCCAGGGACGUGGCCACCAGGGUCACCCAGCUCCAGUUUAAAAUCGUGCGUGUCCUGGAGAUGCUGGAGGCCCUGGUGAAUGAUUGCAAUGUGACAGUAGAAGAGCUCAGGAUGGAGAGGGACAGCCUUAGAAAGGAGGUGGAGGGGCUCAGGAGCGAGGGGCAGCCCCCAAACACGGAGGAGGUGAACCCAGGGACCAACAAAGUUGUAGUGGAUCUGACAGACCCCAACCGCCCCCGAUUUACGAUGCAGGAACUCCGGGACGUGCUGCAUGAGAGGAACAAGCUAAAAUCCCAGCUGCUGGUGGCUCAGGAAGAGCUCCAGUGCUACAAGAGUGGGCUCAUCCCACUGAAUAACAGCCAGCUGGCAAGAAGAGAUCCCCAAGCUCUCAUGACCAGCCCCUCGAGUUCAAAAGGAGGCAAACAGGAGAAAACCGUCAUCAGGAAGCUCUUCUCUUUCAGGUCAGGGAAGCGGACCUGAUCCUGAGCCCCAAGGCCUGCGCUGAAGACCUGGAAUGCCUUUAUUAUGCCAUGUGUAGAUAAUCAGAUUUACUGACUUAUUUUCCCCUAAAAAAAUUGAGAAGAAAAUAUACAAUGUUUUUUCCCUCUGCUUAAUUUCCCCUUGACUCUCAGUUAAGAGAGACGAGGUGGGAAGAAAGAACACUGGAUUUUGAGUCAGAGGACCUGGGUUUGAACUUUACCUUUGUGACUGAGGGCAAGGCAGUUCCCUCCCCGGGACCUCAGUUUCUCCAGCUGUAGGGUGAGGGACUUAGGCUAAGUGAUCCCUGUGGUCCCUUUCCACUUUAAAGUCCUAAAAGCCCAUCUGUCAUCAGACUCUGGAGGCCCCACACCCAGAAGGGUGGUCAGAGCAGUUAAAAUUGAACCAGUGGGCAGCUUAGAAUGAUGGAACAAGAUUUAACUCUGGAAUUAGAAACCUGGAUUCCGAUCCCGCCUUGUGGAGUCCGAGGAGCUGGGUUGAAACCCCACCCUCGGAGGCUUCGACCCUGCUUGACCUUCGGUGGGCCACUUACCUUUCUUACACCUCAGUUUCCUCACCCAUCAAAUGAUGGGCCUAUACCCCUGGACCUGUUUUGUCUCUAGAGAUGUGCUGAUGUGCUGUUGAUAGGUUUUUGGGUGCUCUGACCAAGUCUUCAGGGGUUCCAUUGGGAUAGAGAGUGACUCAAUGACAUCACCCCAGAAUUGACUGUUUGCUUCCACUUUUAAUGUAGAAGUGAAUUAAGAUCAACAGAUUCUUUUUAAACUCCUAGAGUGUGCAGAGGCCAAUGGUAGGCAUUAGGGAAAAGAAAAACUACAAAAGACAAUGGGCUGUGCUCUCAUGGUGCCAGCAGUGAAAAUUGUCACCUAAAAGGAGAAGAGGAAAAGGCCAUAUGAAAAGUUUAUAUAAAUGUCCUCUGCAUUUCACCAGUUGUAACCUCAUAGGACUUCAGGCUGGAAGGAACCACAGAAGUCAUCUUGUCCAACCCACUGAUUUUUACAGAUGAGGAGACUGAAGCCCAAAAUGUUGUUACACAGGCAGUAAGUGUUAGAGCAAGGAUUUGAACCCAGUACCUUGGACUUGAGAAUCGGUGCUCUUUUCCUCUUCACCACCAUGGUAUUGACUGCUCUAAUAACUUUCUUUGUAAGGUUUUGUACUGAGACAAAUAAAAUGACUUUUCUACCUUCUGUAA